GCAGUUUCUCAUGAUUUUUCCUCACACUGAUAACUAUCCAAUCAGAACAACAAACUUCUAUCACCCACUUACUAAAAGAACAUGGCUAAGGGUGGGAAAGGCCCCAAGGGCAAGAAGAUUACCCUCAACGUGGCCAAGAAUUGCAUCAAAAUCACUUUUGAUGGGAGAAAGCGCCUUGACUUGAGCAAGAUGGGAAUUACCACCUUCCCUAAGUGCAUCCUGCGCCUCAAUGACGUAGAUGAGCUGGACCUUAGCCGGAAUCUGAUCAGGAAGAUCCCUGACUCCAUUUCCAAGUUCCAGAACCUCCGGUGGCUGGACCUGCACAGCAACUACAUCGACAAGCUGCCUGAGUCCAUCGGCCAGAUGACCAGCCUGCUCUAUCUCAAUGUCAGCAACAACCGGCUGACCAGCAACGGGCUGCCUGUGGAGCUGAACCAACUCAAGAACAUCCGCACUGUGAACCUAGGCUUGAACCACCUGGACAGCGUGCCCACCACGCUGGGGGCCCUGAAGGAGCUCCACGAGGUAGGGCUCCAUGACAACCUGCUGAACACCAUCCCCACGAGUAUCUCCAAGCUCCCGAAGCUGAAAAAGCUCAACACAAAGCGGAACCCCUUUCCAAAGCCAGACGAGUCGGAAACGUUCAUAGACUCCAUCAGGAGGCUGGAGAAUUUGUAUCUGGUGGAGGAGAAGGAUCUGUGUGCAGCAUGCCUGAGAAAAUGCCAAAAUGCCCGGGACAAGCUGAAUAGAAUAAAGACCAUGGCCAUGACAACGCCGAGAAAGGCCAUCUUUUCCAACCUGAUCUUACCCAAUUCCACGGCCAAGGAGUCCCAGGAAGACUGGAGGUGACUGGGACCCUGACCCUAAGGCAGGAGGGGAAGAGAGAUGGAGGGAAGGGGGCAGUGGGCUGCAUCCACAGGAAACCAAGGCUCCCCUGUGACUGCAACAGCUCUUCCAGCCAAGCCCAUAAAGCUCCUUUCCCUACUUCCUUGGCGUGUGAUUGUGUUGAUUGAAGGGCUUUCAGUUCCUUGCCAUUGCACACAUUUCUCUCUCCUCUGCACAAGCACUCACAAGUACAGGCACAGUGAGUCAGGAAGGGGCUAUCCAUGUUCGUCCUACUCUUGUCCCCAGAGUUCUAUGGCCUACUGCUGUCUGGGCAGCUAAUGCUGCCACACAUUGACUAUUGCUGGCAUUUCAGAACCAACCACCAGCUCCCAAAUGUGGAGCUAUUUACUGGAAAUGGUUUAGGUCUGGGCUUCAAAGGCAAGAAAUCUCAGAGCAUGAGUUUGUAAGAGAGUAGAUGAGUACUGGGUCUUGGGUAAGGAACAAAGAUGGGCCACAGAAACGGGCAGGUUUUAUCAUUAAGGCAUCAAUAGGCAGAAAGCCUCUUGGCCCAAAGCAAUGCUUUCUCUCUGAACUGAGCUUGUAUAACUUCCUUUAGGAGCUUUCUUGACGAAACCUGUAGACCUCUGACUGGCUGUGAAUUAAUGAAGUCGCACUCCCAUCCCAUUACAUUCAUCAUUUUUCCAGACCCUCAUGGGAGGAAGGAAAGAAUGGGGGCAGGUAUGGGUUGGUGCAUUCAGUAAAUCAACACCUUACUUGGCACAAUGCUAGGUGCAGGGGCCAUGUCCAGCUGGGGAAAGUUUGGCUUGCCUGGUGCAAGCUGAAAGGAGAGAGCAGCUGAAAGGAGAUGGGCAGAGCACCAUUGUCUGAGGAACUUGGGGGAUCAGGAUCGAGGAUGUGCAGGGCUGGCCUGGCAGAGAGAGAAGUCCAAGAUUCUGAGGUUGGACAGAUCUAGGUCCAUGGCAGCUUUGCUUUUGACUUGGCAUCCCCUUGGACACCUAACAUAGCUUUGGUCCCCUCAUCCAUGAAGUGGGAAUAAUGCCAUACCUAACUAAUUCCAAGGGUUCUGUGCCUCUAAAACAGGCAGCACAUGGAGAAAGUACUCAGCAGAAGCCAGCUCUCUUCUAGAAUCGUAACUUGGUUCAUUUCAAAGCCAAAAUACUACUUCGAAAUACUACUACUACUACACACUAGAUAUUUUGAUAGAAAAUGACAGCAGUCAAGUCAAUCCUCACAAUAGCUGAUAACCUUCUCUGACCUCACUAUGUACCACAUUCUCAUAUCUUCACGUGCGUAAAAGAAAAGAAUCAAGAGUGAUACCUUGAGGGAGACUUUGUUUUCCCACAAGACUUUCCUAUGUUGGUGGAAAGUUUGCUGAGUGGAUGGCGAGAAGCACUGAGAGGCAUCCAUCAGUGACGUGGGAUUAACUUCCUUCCUCCUCACACUGUCAGCCACAGCAGAUGGCACACUUCACUUCUUCACUCCUUGCUGCUUACUUCCUCUGUGAUGCUUAGCUAUGACAACCCUAUCAUAGUUCUAAAACCUUGGGAGAUCUAGGUUCAACAUUUUCACUUUAGUU
Molecule: messenger RNA, 2422 nt
Organism: Sapajus apella (tufted capuchin)
Lineage: Eukaryota; Metazoa; Chordata; Mammalia; Primates; Cebidae
Gene: LRRC18
Product: leucine rich repeat containing 18
Exons: 1
Coding region: 82-849 (255 amino acids)
Molecular function (GO): protein binding
Source: RefSeq, a predicted model, not a curated record